AUGGUGGGGCCCAGUUAUGCCAACUGGGUGGAGGUGCCAGUAAUUGAUCUCUCGGACGACGAGGAAGUCCAAGAGACAAGCCCCCCUGCAAAGCGACGUUGUCUCUUCAGUCCGUCGACGAGUGGCAUACCCAGGCAGGAACCUGAGGGACCAAGGCACGCUUUGGGCAAGCCUCAGUCGGCCCUUCGCUGUCUUGGGACUGCCAUCUUCCCGGAAGCCAAUGCAGACUUCCUAAGGCAUUUGGAGGAUCAGGGAUUUGCUGUGCUGCAGGGCAUCUUGGGAAGCACGGGCAGCUGCCAGGCUUUCCUGCAUGAGUUCUGGACAGCUAUGAAGGCCGUGGCGCCAAGCAUCGAUCCCACGCAACAGAGCACGUGGAAUUUUCCAAAGGGUUUUCGGGGCAUCGUCACAAGUUACGGGCUUCCGCAAGCAGAUUUCGCUUGGUCGAUACGAGCGCACCCACGGGUUCACACUGCCUUCGCCCGCAUAUUUGGUACGACCGACUUGGUCGUAAGCCUCGAUGCGAUCAUCGCAGAAGCACGACCUGCGAAAACCAAGCUGCAACCCUGGCUUCACAAGGACCAACAUCCUUCGCAUGCCGGUCUGUCGAUACAAGCCGUCUACACACACUUCGGCAGUGCAUCCGGUGAGUCCGGAACCUGCGUAGUUCCGGGGUCGCACAGGGUGACCUAUGAUUGGGAAAGGAGCGCCAGGUCUGAUCACGUCCGUGCACCUGAGGACACUUUCCAGUCUCAGGUGCUGAAGCCCGACGUGCCGCCGGACAGCAUGAUCUUCUUCAACUCACGCCUUGUGCAUGCCAGUCAAAGUGGUGCGCAGGCGCCUUCCCAACGUCCCGCAAGGCUGGGCGUUUGCGUGGCCUACGCGCCUCGUGCGCGGCGCUCUGAGGCAACACGGCGCAAGAAGGAGAAAGCGUACCUGGAGGGCAAGUGCAGUUCGCAUUGGCCCUGUGACCGGUUUUCCUUGAAGCCUCCGCUGAAGCAAUAUCAACUUCUAAAAGGCGCUACCAGCUUGCCGCCCCCACCUGCAAGCUCGGAAAAAAUGCAGUGCACCCGAGCUAAGAGCAGUCUGCCGAACGAAGUGGCACGAAGCUGUCUAAUGGAACUCGUGGACCUGCAGCCAUGGGCUUCAAGCCAAGCUGGGCCAGCCUGGCCCAACCGUUUGUUGGAAUCCAUUUUCGUAGCACUGAUGCCGGCAUACGCCAUCGUGCUGGCAGUCCUUCAACUCGCCCAUGCUGCAGAAUUUAAGGCCGUUCACGUAUCGGCAGAUGGCAACCCUGAAGCCUUGCCAAUUCGCGGUCAUUCCGCGGGCUAUGUGAGACGAGAACACAGGUCUCAGGAUCCGAGCUUAGCACAGCUUGUGCCGCAGCCGGUUAUUAAGGCCGUAGAAGAUGCCACCCAAGCAGUGUCGCAUGCCAAGCCGGACAGCGGGAUUGGUAUCUGGAAGGCCGAGGAGAAGCAAGCCUCAAUCGCCAUGUCGCUUUCGCUAUUGGCCUCGCUGAGCUUUGUUCUGACGGUCUUCUACAUGUGGAACACUCCCGCCCUCCAGGUUGCCACCAGAAAGGUCCUUGUCUCCAGCAUCUCUCUGUUCUCGGUGGUGCUCCUCUUCAUGGUGGCUGAGCUGAGAUACGCAAGUCUCACGCCUAUCUUGGAUCUGUGGCACGUGUGUGCUCGUCGGAAGGUUAUGAAAAAGCUUUGGUCGAGUGAGUCUAGGAUCCUGAGCGACGUCUUCUCCUUUCUACGCUUCUUGAUACUGUACCUGUUGCCCAGCGUCCUGCGGAAGCGGCUGGAGAAGCACAUGGGGACCGACCGCAUGCGAGCCUUUCAGAUCGCAGGAGUGCACCUCAUUGGCUUUGCAGGGGCCGAUGCUUUCUCAGAUUUUCUGAAGAUAGAGGUCUUCAGUGCCUCCCCGUACGGAUACUUCUUGGGAGUCGGCUGCAUGACAGUGCUUCUUGGCCUCAUGAGCUGGGUUUCGGCGAAGCUGAGGAAGGAGCCUCAAACAGCGGAGGCCCGCGGCUUGCAUGCAAAGCUGGCGCACGGCUUGACCGGAGAUCCGCGAUCACUGCACGCAAGGGCGACGCAGGUGAGCAUGGUGCCUAAAGUUGACUGGCGAGACCUCAGCCUCGGCAGCCUCGGGUCCGGAAGCGUGUCCGGCAUUCCUCAAGUCCUGGAGACAAUGGAGGUUGAGAUCGCAGGCUUUGUUGUCGGGUUUCUGGCUUCGAUGUGGGUGCGCUUCACGGUAACUGGAGCCGUGCCUGGGGCCAGGUUCAGGCACGGUGAAAGUCUACAGAUUUCAGGAGAAGAUGUGUCAUGGUUGUUUUGCUUCUGCUUGGCCGCCUUCUUCUUUGCCGCAGUUCUCGUGACCCGUCCCAAAACAGAGUCCUCGGGAACAAGAAUGCAAUAUUUCCUGCAGCGAAGUCGCAGGACGUUGUCCGAGAGUCUGCUGAUGUCCUUUGCUUGGCUCGUCUUCUUCCUUUGCCAGUGGUUCCUUUGGCACAUCACAGCCGAUGGUGCGGAUGGCUCGCACCACACGGCCAAGCUCACGGCCUCGAACGCUUUGGCUCUCCUGGCAUCAGCCUUGGUCUUCCUUCCGAUGGUUUUUGCAAAGCUUCUGGGGAAAGCAGAUUGGAUUCUUUCCAACUCCGAAGCUUUCGUGAAAGUGGCGGCUCUUGUCCUGGGCUUCUCCUGGGAGACCGCAGUCUACAUGGUCGUGCAGGGUGCCUCCGAGAGCACAGAAGGUGAGGCUACAAAGAAGUUGCUUGGGAUUGCGACGAUCUUGCUCAUCCUCCUCUUCAUUUUGCCCGGGUGGUACAUGCACAUGCUGCCCGAGCCGAAGCCCGAACAGGAGAAGGAUCCAGUGGCCAAGGAAAAGGCAGACGUGUGGAAGCCAGGCCAAGGGGGGGGGGGCGGGGUGAGCAGGGGAGCCGCCGGGGAGUCUUUGCAGUAUGGGGCCGUGGGUGAGGAGGCUGCGCGGAGAGGUGUCCCUACGAGGAAAGGGCGACACUUCGGCUGCAGCAAGGAAGAGGAAAAAGUGGAGACAGCUUUGGAGCAUCCGGCACUGGAGCUGAGGCUGAGCCGAUCGACUCGCAAAGCGAGGCGGCGCCCGUCUCCGAGCAGGCACAGUUCCCAGAGCUUGUGUGGUGCCCGCAUCAAGCUGCUGAUUGAAAUCUCCAAGGCAAUUGAAGCCGAAGCCGCUACAGAGGUGUAG
Symbiodinium necroappetens is the source of this 3222-nucleotide messenger RNA. NCBI's taxonomy places the organism in Eukaryota, Dinophyceae, Suessiales, Symbiodiniaceae. The record is from the annotation of a GenBank genome assembly.